AUGACAACACCAACAUUCUUAUCCCCGAAGCACAAUUCCGGGGAGGAUCUAACACCUGACCCUCUUCUCCUCACUAUCCGCUUCUCAGCCUCAAUCCCCGAUCUUCCACUCGAUGUUCUAUACCCCGAAACAACCACAUCAGCAGGCCUAAAACAACUAAUCCGCACCCGACUCCCACCAAACCUCUCCUCCCAUCGUCUCCGACUAAUCUACGCCGGCCGCGGUCUCGAAGACACCAUCCCACUUUCCGUCUCCCUGAAACUACCCCCCUCACCCUCCCGCUCACCCAGAUUACCUUCCGACGAUGAAGACACCGAUCUCUCAAAGGCAAAGGGAAAGGGCAAAGCGCCCGUCCGAGAACAACCCCGUCUGUACAUUCAUUGUUCGAUAGGCGAUAUCGUCCUUUCCGCUACAGAUUUAGCGACAGAAGCAUCGUUGGCAUCUACGCUCCAGCAAGAGGGUCAGACACAGAAAGAUGGUGAUCAGUCAAAUCUGCAGAGUCAGCAGCAGCAGCAGACUUCCUCGACGACGCCUGCGCCCCGUGGUUUUGACCGGUUGUUGUCAGCGGGGUUUACCCCUGCUGAAGUGUCGGCGCUGCGGUCGCAGUUUAUGGCUAUCCAGUCCGUGUCGCGAACGCCAGAUACCAUGCCGAGUGGGGCGGAGUUGCGGGAGCUUGAGGAUCGGUGGAUGGACGAGGGCUCGUCGGCAAUGGCAGCUGGGGCUGGAGGGGCUGGAGAGGGAGCGGGUUUCACGGAUGAUGAUGGGGGAUUUGGGUCGGGGUCGCGAGGGGCUAUGGAUGAUAUGCUCUGGGGCGCUGUCAUGGGUUUCUUUUGGCCAGUGGGGUGUGCGAUGUGGUUGAGGCGCGAGGAGGGCGUCUGGAGCUGGCGAAAGGGUUUGGCAGUGUUUGUUGGGGUGGUUGUCAAUCUCGCAUUUGGGACAAUGCGUAUCAUGAACUGA
Molecule: messenger RNA, 957 nt
Organism: Aspergillus nomiae NRRL 13137
Lineage: Eukaryota; Fungi; Ascomycota; Eurotiomycetes; Eurotiales; Aspergillaceae
Product: DSC3 family protein
Exons: 1
Coding region: 1-957 (318 amino acids)
Biological process (GO): protein processing
Cellular component (GO): endoplasmic reticulum; Dsc E3 ubiquitin ligase complex
Molecular function (GO): protein binding
Source: RefSeq, a predicted model, not a curated record